Molecule: messenger RNA, 2597 nt
Organism: Entrophospora sp. SA101
Lineage: Eukaryota; Fungi; Glomeromycota; Glomeromycetes; Entrophosporales; Entrophosporaceae
Source: the annotation of a GenBank genome assembly
GAAAUUUAAUAGAAUUUCGAUAUCAUGGAAAUAAUUUAAAAUUUAUUAUAAUUGAAAUUAUUACAUCAUCAUCUUCACUUAACAAAAAUAAUAGUAAUAAAGAAAGUGUUGGUGAGCCUAAUGAUGAUUAUAAGGAAGAAGAAGAAAUAAUUUAUGAGGUCACAAGAGGAAUAAAUCUUACUAUUUUAUCAAAUAUUAUUAAAGAAAUUAUCGAAAAUGCAUUCAACAAUUAUAAUUUAUUUAAAGAAUUUGGAUUAAAUCCACCAAAAGGAAUACUUUUAUAUGGACCAUCUGGUACUGGCAAAACAUUGAUAUUUAAUGCAGUGGCAUCAGAAACAAAUUCAUACAAAAUUUUCAUAAAUGGUCCUGAGGUUAUUAGCAAAUAUUAUGGUGAAACAGAAUCAAAGUUGAAGAGUAUUUUUGAAAAGGCAUUGGAAAACUCACCUUCAAUAAUAUUUAUAGAUGAAAUUGAUGCUUUAUGUCCAAAAAGAGACCAAGUUAAUAAUGAAUCAAGUAAACGUGUGGUUGCCAUGAUGCUUACAUUGAUGGAUGGUAUAUCAAACAAAGGUGAUGAUAAAAAUGGUAAAGUGAUUGUUAUUGGUUCUACCAAUCGGCCCAAUUCGUUGGACGAGGCAUUAAGAAGACCUGGAAGAUUCGACAAAGAAAUUGAAAUUGGAAUUCCCAAUUCCCAUUCAAGAUCAUUAAUAUUACAAACUUUAUUGAAAGAUAUUCCAAGCUCAUUAACAAUUGAUGAAAUUGAAUCAUUUUCAUCAAAACUACAUGGUUAUGUUGGGGCGGAUUUGUCAGCAAUUUGUAGAGAAGCUGGAUUAAAAGUUAUAAAAAAUAGAGUUAGGAAUAAUAUUGAUGGUAAUGACGAGGACAACAACAACAAAAAUGAUAAAGAUGAUAUUAAGAUUACAUUAAAAGAUUUAGAGGAUGCGAUGUUAAAAGUUAGACCAAGUGCAAUGAGGGAAAUAAUAUUAGAAAUACCAAAAGUUUAUUGGAAAGAUGUUGGUGGACAAAAUGAAAUUAAACAAAAGCUAAAAGAGAGCAUUGAAUGGCCAUUAAAGUAUUCGGAGAAAUUUAAAAAUUUAGGUAUCAAGCCACCAAAAGGUAUAUUAAUGUAUGGCCCACCUGGUUGUAGUAAAACAUUAAUGGCAAAAGCAUUAGCAACUGAAGCAAAUUUGAAUUUCAUAGCUGUUAAAGGUCCCGAGUUAUUUAGUAAAUGGGUUGGUGAAUCAGAGAAAGCAGUCCGUGAAAUAUUUCGUAAAGCAAGAGCCGCAUCACCAUCCAUUAUAUUUUUUGUUAAAAUUUCGACAAAUAGUAAAAUUAAUACUCUCACCCAUAAAUCUAUUUUUCUUAAAUCAUACUCAACAUCGUAUAAACCUUUAUUUCCCAACAAUGACAACAACAUCAAGAAUAAUAAUACUAUUAAUUAUACUCGUCAUUAUAGCGGAUCUGAUUUUCGCUCCACAUCUCCCGAAUAUUACUCAGAAAAUCGACAAUACCACUCGAGCAAAAAAGCUAAUACAACGGCAAAUGAGAUGACUUCAGAGAUUGAAGAUGAAACUCACAUUACUGAUAUCACGGAAAAAAUGAAACGUGACAAUAUGGGCGAAAUUAAAGAUGCAAAAUUAAUUUUUAAUCAAUCGUGGAGGAAUGUCGAAGCUACCUUUGGGCGUGAAAAUAUUUGCCUUCCAAGAGAAAUCAUCUGGUUGAUGGGAGCACCCGGUAGUGGAAAGGGAACACACACAAAUUCAAUUUUGAAAGCUCGUGGCAUUACAAAUCCUGCAGUUUGCAUGUCAGAGCUUUUACGUUCGCCAGAUUGUCUAGAUUUAAUCAAUAAAGGACAAAUGAUAAGUGAUGGAAAAGUCCUUGAAAGCUUGUUUCGUGCACUCCUUAAAUGUGAUCCGUCUGUUGGAUGUUUGAUUGAUGGAUUUCCGCGAACAGAGAUCCAAGUGGAAUGUUUAAAAUUAUUAUACGACAAAAUGCAUGAAUUGAGACGUGAAUUUUGGGAUACACCUUUGAGAGAUCGAUUCCCUCGUCCAACAUUUAGAAUUUGUGUUUUAUAUGUUGACGAAGAUAUAUCAGUCGCUAGACAAUUGUUGAGAGGCAAGCAAACCCGUGAUAAUAAUAAACGAGUCAGACAAACUGGGGAAGGUCAAUUGAUGGAAGAACGUGUAACUGAUUUUGACGAGUUGAAACAUUAUGGCGCAUUAUUAAGACUUCGCGAGAUCUUUCCAUUUCAUCUGAUUAAUGCAGUUGGUACAAUUGACGAAGUGAUGCACGUGAUCUUGAGGGAAUUCGAAUACCAAAGCUCGCUUGAAUUAGAACAUUAUGAGGAGUAUGAGGCUGAAUUAUUUAAAAGGGCAAUUAAAUUCAUUGAUAAGCAAGUUAUACCAAUGGUUCAAAGGCACGCAAUUAGUGGACAAGCACUUAUUAGAACAACAUCUCAUGAAUUUGAAGAUCAACAUUUAGUUGACAUGAUAAUGGAUGUAUUGUCGGAACGUGGAUUUCACGUAAUGUUUGAUGAUAGGGUUCGUGAACUACCAGUUAGAAUUGAUAUGAAGACACAUGAAAUUAUUCUUGAAAAGUAA